Messenger RNA from Umbelopsis ramanniana AG, 1684 nucleotides. RefSeq lists its product as uncharacterized. The record is from RefSeq and is a predicted model, not a curated record. Gene Ontology annotation, molecular function: prenylcysteine oxidase activity. Gene Ontology annotation, biological process: prenylcysteine catabolic process; prenylated protein catabolic process. NCBI's taxonomy places the organism in Eukaryota, Fungi, Mucoromycota, Umbelopsidomycetes, Umbelopsidales, Umbelopsidaceae. The transcript has 7 exons. The coding region runs from base 54 to 1559 and encodes 501 amino acids.
AAAAAAUUGCGGAACAUAAGCCGACCCCAGGUUUAGCGGUUUGCUAAGGCAUUAUGAAGAUCUCCAUUGCUUUGCUUCUGCUAUUUGUCGCACCAUUCAAUGCUCAUUCCACCGAACAGACCGUACUGCAGCCACAGCAUGCAGUGGAAAAGAGGAUCGCUAUCAUUGCUGGUACGUCGGCCGCGUUUUGGAUCAGCAAUGUCUUUGGCAACCGUAUCAAUGUGUCUACAACGUUGUAUGAACGCAGCAGCUAUUUGGGUGGACGCAGCACGGUAGUUCCGAUCAAAGGCGAUCCAAAGUAUGGCUACAUAGAACUCGGUGCUUCCAUCUUCGUGCCUGUCAAUUAUAACCUUAUGAACGCAACCAAGAGGUUCAAUCUGACAUUGACAACUCUGGUGGACAAAAACAUCUCGGAAAAAAUAGGUGUUUGGGAUGGCCAGCAGUUUCUGUUCCAGGAGUCAAACUCGGGCUGGUUUGACAAGGUUCGAGCUGUGUGGCGAUAUGGUUUAACUCCAUUGAAGGUCAAAAAAAUGGUUUCAGAUAUAACGUCGAGAUGGCUUAAAGUGUAUGAUAACGCUCCCGCGUUUACAAACAUGGAUCAGCUAGUGAAGGCCCUUGGUCUCAAGCGAGAAAUCGAAAUGACAGCUGCCAAUUACUAUGCUGCCGAGAAAGGUUUGAACGAGCGUUACCUUCGUGAAAUUGUCCAGAGCGCAACACGCGUCAAUUACGGGCAGGAUCUUGACGAACUUCAUGCUCUUGGAUCACAUAUCUCUAUGGCAGCUGCAGGAGCACAUUCAGUCAAAGGAGGCAAUUUCAAGAUAUUUGAAGAAUUUGCUCUUCGUUCCGGAGCUGAUAUUCGACUGAACACUGUUGUUAAAGACAUACAAACAUCUCUGGAAUAUGAUGAUAAUUGUGACCCGGUAACACAGUACAUUCUCCAGACAAGCGACGGUGCCAUGGAAAGCUUCGAUGCUGUCGUUAUCGCUGCCCCACUGCAAUCAACCAACUUAAAAAGCUUUCGCCGCCCAGAAUACCCAAAAUAUAAGACAAUACAUGUUACGCUUGUUGCUGGACGGCCCAAUCCUACUAAAUUUGGAAAGAAAAUAUCGAAUGUGCCUACCACCAUUGUCACCACUGGUGCACCUUAUCUCGAGCACUUUGAAAACGGGACACAACCUUUUACAACGUUUGCUCAACACAAAUUUGUCAAGCAAACAAAGGAAACGGUGGUCAAGAUGUUUUCUGCAAAACGAAUGGAAGAAGACGAAUUGAGCAGACUUUUUUUCUCACGCAGUUGGACAUAUAGGAAGAAAUGGGACGCAUACCCAGAGCUUCGCACUGUAGAAGCGGCUCAUUGGAUGCCAAUUGUGCUGGACGGCAAUACUGAAAAUGGUAUUGAUACAGCAGGAAUCUUUUACGUAAAUUCCUUCGAAAGUCUAUUUUCGACAAUGGAAAGCCAAACGGUGGCCAGUAAAAACAUUGUUCGUCUCUUGCAUCAAGAAUGGUGCACUAAGGAAGGAGACUGUCCAGAUUUUGUUGACGGCUGGGGACGGCAUUAACAGGUAGGUUUUUUACAUAGACUGGUCAGCACCUCACUUGGAUACGAGGUAUACUUCGGACAUGUUUUCGAGCUCAAUAUUCCUUCUUGAAAGAUUGAUUGAGAAAAAUGUGUGGAUGGCUCGCC